Saccostrea cuccullata (small rock oyster) is the source of this 1093-nucleotide messenger RNA. RefSeq lists its product as uncharacterized. The record is from RefSeq and is a predicted model, not a curated record. Lineage: Eukaryota; Metazoa; Mollusca; Bivalvia; Ostreida; Ostreidae. Bases 52 to 684 code for a protein of 210 amino acids. The transcript is spliced from 6 exons.
GUUUGUUACACUUGGCCAUUGCAAAAUGGAAAGUCAUUUUCUCAGGAUCAGAUGAAUGGAUUUUAUUGUAUCGAUGAAUACUUUUGGUCGUGUGUUAAAAUGUUAGCUAGAAAAGGAUGUCAAGCUCCUCAUACAUUCAAAAGGACAUUUUUGAAAGCCUUGUUGAUAUAUCACUUAAUGAAAUGUUGUGCAAGUUACGAUGAAGAAUUUUGUGAAGCCUCUCGCGCUACAAUGAAAAAAGUGGCAUCAUGUCCAGACAAUAAAACAAUGUGGGAUGCAGAAGCAUUGAAGAAAAACUGUUCUUCUGUCUCACAUAAGUGCUCGCAAGAUCUUUUAUACCACUGUUUAAAUAAUCCUUGGCAAAACAGUACCAUCGAGGUGUGUGCACCUCAAACAGUUAUAGGCUAUGGUAAUUGUGCCGAGUACAACUAUGAAGGGGGAAGAGUGCAGGAUUCAUUUAACGCAAAACAUUGCUCCUCUUGUCACAGUGAUUAUUGGUCUACAGAUGCCUAUAAAUAUGCCGAAUGUUAUGUUUUAAAACGCCCCACAACCAUUGUUUAUAUAAGGUACACUACAAUGAGUUACUUUCAAAUCGUGAACGGAGCAGCAUUUGAACUACCCAAUCCAAUGAUAUGGGUUGUCCCUUACUUUUUUCUGAAUCUGCAGUUAUCGGAAGUACUUUAAUAAAACCUGAUCAUGAAGGAAUAAAACUAACAUCGAAAAAAAAAAUCGAAAUAUAUUCAAUGCAAAUUAAAAUAAAAUGGUGACAUUUAAAUCUCGACGUAGAUUCAAUCCACAAUAACACGAACAAAGGAUUUUUUAAAAAAGGAAAGUUAUUGACAAACAAGUUCAUGAAGCAACAAUAUCUAUUGAACAGUCGUCAUUUUUCGAAUUUUGAUUAACCCUUUUGCAAACCAUGACAAUAAGCAGAUGGCGGGUGUGACCGCUCCACAGGGAAUGGUCACUCAUCCUUGGUAUCUAUCCAUUUCAGAUGUUUUAGAGGUCCUUGUUUGUUCUUCGUUUGAUUUGCAUUGUUUAAAUGUCUUUUACAGCUUGAUUACUGUUUUUUAUUCCAUAUUUCAUUCCAUUGAAC